Messenger RNA from Aspergillus luchuensis, 1503 nucleotides. Its product is annotated as Zn(II)2Cys6 transcription factor. NCBI's taxonomy places the organism in Eukaryota, Fungi, Ascomycota, Eurotiomycetes, Eurotiales, Aspergillaceae. Bases 1 to 1503 code for a protein of 500 amino acids. The record is from RefSeq and is a predicted model, not a curated record. Gene Ontology annotation, biological process: regulation of DNA-templated transcription. The transcript is spliced from 4 exons. Gene Ontology annotation, molecular function: zinc ion binding; DNA-binding transcription factor activity, RNA polymerase II-specific.
AUGGUUUACAGAGGAAAGCCCAGCCCAGGGUGUGCUCUAUGCCGGAAGCGGCGCCUAAAGUGCGACCAGGAGAGACCUGCAUGCUCCCAAUGUCUGCGGAUAGGUAAAGAAUGCCCCGGAUACCAAGACCUCCAAGCUCUUCGCUUCUUUGAUCAGACGGCCGCUGUAACCACCAAGGCUUUGGCCAGGGCUGCCAGUACCCGCAAGGCGGGUCGAUCCCCCACUGCAGACACUGCAAAGAGUUCGAAGACACCGCCGUUGAUUGAAGGGCCCACCACCCACAUUCAGGAACAAGCCAUGUCUCACAUCUUCAAGUACUAUGUCGGCACUAGUCAAAACCCCGGCAUUCUCUGCUAUUUGCCGAAUUCGCUGCGCACUGACCCCUCGGAUGCACUUCAAGCCACCAUGAAAGCCAUAGGACUGGCAUGCAUGUCGAGGAUCUACCACCGGCCUGAAUUGGCACGAUCGGCUGCAGAGGAGUACAGCAAAGCCUUGCGGGCCACCAAUACGAGUCUUCAGGAUGCAGUAUUAGCUACUUCGGACUCCACUUUGGGGGCUGUGGUCACGCUGAGUAUGUACGAGAUUAUUUCAGGCCAAUCACAGAUGAUGGACGCUUGGCUAAAUCACGCCCGAGGAGCGCUGAAGCUUCUCGAGUUACGAGGCAUGAAGCAAUUUGAAUCAGCGGCUGGGCGGCGCCUCUUCGCCAGCACACGUCUACAGAUUGCUAUGAUCAACAUAUUCUUCAGAACGAGUUGUCAUCGCUCGCCAACGAUAGCUGCAUUAUCAAAAUAUGCAAAAUCCAUUGGUGAUGCGGAUUCUCAGACAAUGGAAGACUUUUACAACAUCUUAGUCACAUACAACGAUCUCUCCAUAACAAUAAAGGAGACAUAUAACACCACUGGCUUCCGCGGAAACAUCGCACCUUUAAUCCAAGCAGCCCUAGACCUUGACGCCGACCUAGUCUCAUGGGCGACUUCUUUAAGCCCAACCUGGCAGUAUACAACCAUCAACACCCCACUGACAUUCUCACACUUCCGUAGCCACGACACGGAAUAUCACGUAUAUCCAAACGUCGACAACGCAGUGUACUGGAACCACUAUCGCCAGGCGCGGAUCAUUCUCCACGAGAUGAUCCAAGCAAUGUGCCUUCAUCAGGAAAUCCCUGAAUCACCUCAGCUCAUGCAGGAGUCGGUCUCCAUCAAUAAACAACUGGCAGAGGACAUUUGCGCUAGCGUCCCGUAUUUUUUCACUUCAGGCGACGCUGCCCUGGGAGCCGUCGCUCGAUUGCCAUGGCCUCUGUACCUUGCCUCGGACUGUGCGGGUAUAUCGCCUCACACGAAGGAUUGGAUCAUGCAGAUGCUCGACCUUAUUGCAACAUCUACGGGUGUGCAGCAGGCUCGUAUUCUGUCGCGACUGGUCAGAACGGGCAAUCACAGCUAUAUGUUGAUUCCUGGGAAGCCAAAAAGAGUUUGUAGAGAGGGGAGCGGGUAUUCCUCUUCCUAA